GUCCACGUCGCCUCCCUCCCUGGAAGCAAACCCCAGCUGCCGACUGCCGCCCGCGUCGCCCAGCCAUGGCGGCGGCGCUGCUGACGCCGACGCAGCGCUACGCGGCGGGGGCCCUGCUGGCGCUCGCGCUCCGCCAGGCGCAGAUCCACCAGUCCGUCCUCCUCGGCUCCUCCCCCGCCGCCGACGACGAGGAGGAGCGCGCCAGCAGCGCCAGCGGCGGCAGCGGCAGCGGCAGCGGUAGCAGCAGCUCCACCGGAGGCAGCGGGGAAGACGCCGCAGCCGCCGCCAAGGCGCUCUGGACGCACGACUCCCGCGGCCUCCUCCGCCCCGUCUUCAGGUUCCUGGAGAUCGACCCCGCCGCGUGGCCGGGGCUGGAGGAGACGGCGGCCUCGCCGGAGGCCAAGCACCACAUCGGCGCGUUUCUGAGGAUGAUCUUCGAAGAAGAUGCCGAGAGCUCUUCGGAUAGCCAGGACCAGGAACACGCGUUGGCUAAAGGAGUUGAUGUCAUGGUGAUGAGCCUGAGCAGUGACACUGCCAUGGAUGAAUCGUCAACCAAAGAGGUUGAUCAAGGGACUUCUACUAGUUCUGGUGUGGCUCAAUCCUCGGCGAAAGGCUUUGCUGAUGACUUGCUGGGAAUCGAUAAGUUGUCCCUGGAUGACGUUCCUGCUACCGAUCACCGGAAGAUGACGCUGUUGUUUACGCUCCUCUCUGCCUGCGUGGCUGAUAAACCCGUAUCGCAAGAGGAAGACGACAGGAAGUCCUCUCACUUCAGGAAGGGCUACGACGCUCGGCAUCGGGUCGCUCUUCGAUUGCUAGCAACAUGGCUUGAUGUCAAGUGGAUCAAAAUGGAAGCCAUCGAAGUUAUGGUAGCAUGCUCUGCUAUGGCAGCAGCAAAAGAACAAGAACAGUCAGGAGAAAACGCGUCGCCCAAAAGCAAAUGGGCGAAAUGGAAGCGCGGAGGAAUCAUUGGUGCAGCUGCAUUGACUGGAGGAGCAUUACUGGCUAUUACUGGGGGUUUAGCUGCUCCAGCAAUUGCUGCCGGGUUUGGUGCUCUUGCUCCAACGCUAGGCACACUUAUGCCUGUUAUAGGAGCUAGUGGAUUUGCUGCUAUGGCUACUGCUGCGGGGUCUGUUGCUGGCUCUGUGGCUGUGGCUGCAUCAUUUGGGGCUGCUGGAGCUGGCUUGACGGGGACCAAAAUGGCCAGAAGGAUUGGUAGUGUGAAAGAAUUUGAGUUCAAACCGAUUGGUGAGAACCAUAACCAGGGUCGUCUUGCGGUUGGCAUCUUGGUUUCUGGAUUUGCUUUUGAUGAGGAGGAUUACAUUAGACCUUGGGAAGGAUGGAAGGAUAACCUAGAAAGGUAUAUUCUUCAGUGGGAGUCUAAGCAUAUAAUUGCAGUGAGUACAGCAAUACAAGAUUGGCUGACAUCAAGACUUGCUUUGGAAUUGAUGAAGCAAGGUGCGAUGAGAACAGUCUUAAGCGGCUUUCUUGCAGCAUUUGCAUGGCCUGCUACUCUGCUUGCAGCUACAGAUUUUAUCGAUAGUAAAUGGUCCGUUGCUAUUGAUAGAUCAGACAAGGCAGGGAAAAUGCUUGCUGAAGUACUCAUGAAGGGCUCGCAAGGGAACAGGCCUGUUACCCUCAUUGGGUUUUCGCUAGGGGCACGUGUCAUAUUCAAGUGCUUACAGGAGCUUGCUUUAUCAAGCGAUAAUGAGGGACUCGUCGAGAGGGUUGUGCUCCUAGGCGCGCCGGUUUCGGUCAAAGGCGAGCGGUGGGAGCCUGCUAGGAAGAUGGUUGCUGGAAGGUUUGUGAACGUGUACUCCAAAGAUGACUGGAUUCUCGGCGUCACCUUCCGCGCAAGUCUACUCACACAAGGAUUGGCUGGGAUACAGGCCGUCGAUGUCCCCGGCGUCGAAAAUGUCGAUGUCACCGAGCUCGUCGAUGGCCAUUCUUCCUACCUGUCAGCUGCGCAGCUGAUCCUGGAGCACCUGGAACUAAACACCUACUAUCCUGUCUUUGCCCCCUUCACAGCAGUUAGCAAGUAACAGGUGUAGCAGUUGCCUAGACAAGGGUACAAAUUACACUUGUAGGGUUCAACGAAAAUGAUGUGUGUAUAUAGAAACAUAAUGAGCUUUUGUGCUGUA
Molecule: messenger RNA, 2138 nt
Organism: Hordeum vulgare subsp. vulgare (domesticated barley)
Lineage: Eukaryota; Viridiplantae; Streptophyta; Magnoliopsida; Poales; Poaceae
Product: transmembrane and coiled-coil domain-containing protein 4-like
Exons: 15
Coding region: 66-2039 (657 amino acids)
Source: RefSeq, a predicted model, not a curated record